GAAGUGACAGUUGUUUGACAGCGCCUGACAUUUUGAGGUUAUAAUAAAUUUAAAAAUUAUAAGCUGAAAGCAUGUAAUUCCAUAGAAUGUAAUAGUUGAUACGUAAACCUAAUUACCCACCCAAAAACAAUAAUCAAGAUUAAUCAUGGACGACCACAUUUUAACCGAAUCGGAGAUAAAGAUUGAAGAGGAGGAAAUUAACGAAAUCGAAGAGGAUGAGAGUAUUGAUCAUAAACCCGCUGACGUGCCUAGAAUAAAACACAGGAAAAGAAAAAGGGUCAAACCUGCACUGACCACAAAAAGUGAUAAAACUUCAGGCCCUCCAUCAAAUCCUGUUGAUAAAACUUGGAACGAGUAUUUAAAACUCGAAAAUAGUCUCCAAACCUACUACUGUGAGCAGUGUUCAUUUGAAACAAAAUGGAAAUGUUACCUUAAGAAUCAUGUAAAAAAAAUUCAUGCUGCAGAUGAGGCUCGAAUUUAUCAUUGUUUGCAAUGUAAAUUUAAGACUAAGUGGAAAUUUAGUCUAAAGAAUCAUAUGAAGGUUCAUAGUGCACCUGGUGCUUUGAAAAUGUAUAAGUGCCCUAGGUGUAAUUAUCAGACAAAAUGGAACAAUGGUUUGAGUAGCCAUAUGAAGGUACACAUGUUGCCAAAAGUAAUGAAAGUGACGGUGUACAAAUGUACUGAGUGUAGCUUUGAAUGCAAGAAUAAACUUGAUUUGGCCCAGCAUUCAAAAAUGGAACAUAAUCCAUUACAGACAGUAUACAAAUGUCCUUUAUGUCCAUUUCAAACUAAGUUUAGACAUGGAGUGAAUAAACAUGUGAAAGUCCACAACACAGCUAAGCAGAAUGUGAUAAAGUAAAGAUAUGUGAAUCAGCAAACUUAUCUAGUCUAGUAGCAACGCUUUUUGUUCUUUCCUAAUUAGAUAUAUUGAGUUUAAUAUUUUUUAAAAAUAUUUUGUUUUGUGAAUAGUUGUUAUUUUUAUUAUCACGAGUUUCAGUACAAAUUGUAAUAAAUAUUACAUAACAUUAGUA
Molecule: messenger RNA, 1031 nt
Organism: Zophobas morio
Lineage: Eukaryota; Metazoa; Arthropoda; Insecta; Coleoptera; Tenebrionidae
Product: zinc finger protein 718-like
Exons: 2
Coding region: 146-859 (237 amino acids)
Biological process (GO): regulation of transcription by RNA polymerase II
Molecular function (GO): DNA-binding transcription factor activity, RNA polymerase II-specific; RNA polymerase II transcription regulatory region sequence-specific DNA binding
Source: RefSeq, a predicted model, not a curated record